This is a messenger RNA of Onychostoma macrolepis, 828 nucleotides long. RefSeq names its product SLAM family member 5-like. Bases 1 to 828 code for a protein of 275 amino acids. The transcript is spliced from 4 exons. NCBI's taxonomy places the organism in Eukaryota, Metazoa, Chordata, Actinopteri, Cypriniformes, Cyprinidae. The record is from RefSeq and is a predicted model, not a curated record.
AUGUUUGAUGCAUUUAUUUUCUUCUGUUUGUUCUCACGGAGUCUGCUUGGUGUGUUUGGUGUUGAUGCAGUAAAGUUAGCACCAGAGUCCGUGACGGAGGGAGAUCCUGUCACUCUGAGGACUGAUGUUACUGAAAUACUGCAGUAUGAUCCGAUCCAGUGGAGGUUUGGAGACAUUCCCAUAGCUAAAAUCAACAUGAAGGAGAAUAAGAGCAGGUUUUAUAAUAACAGUGCUGCUGAGAGACUCAGAGACAGACUGAAGCUGGAUCAUCAGACUGGAUCUCUGAGCAUCAUGAACACCAGAACCACAGACUCUGGACUUUAUAAAAUAACCAGCACUGAAACAGGGACAACGCUCAACACAUUCAAUCUUACUGUCUAUGCUCGUCUGUCUGUUCCUCUCAUCAGCAGAGACUGCUCUAUUCUGAGCUUGUAUCAGAAUUGUAAAUUGCUGUGUUCAGUGGUGAAUGUGAGUCAUGUGACUCUCUCCUGGUACAAAGGAAACAGUUUAUUGUCCAGCAUCAGUGUGUCUGAUCUCAGCAUCAGUCUCUCUCUACCUCUGGAGGUGGAAUAUCAGGAUAAAAACACCUACAGCUGUGUGCUCAAUAAUCCCAUCAGAAACCAGACCACACAUCUGAACAUCAGCAAACUCUGUCACACAUGUGAAGAACACUGUGUCUGCUGUUGUGGUUCUACUGAAGCUGUGAUCCGAUUGGCUCUUUCUGCUCUAGUGGGCGUGGCUACUGUUUCUGUGCUGAUUUAUGACAUCAGAUCCAGAAAUCUUCAACAGAAGAAAAGAGUGCAGACAUCAGCGUCAGACACUGGUUAA